AUGAUCAGUGACCUACAUCCUCUCUUUAUGAGUUUGCAGUAUCCUCUUCUUUUUCCAUAUGAUGAAACCGGUUACCACCCUCAAAUACCAUACUGCCCAACAGUAGAGUCCAGAGUGAAGAGGGAAACAAUGACAAUGAGGGAGUUUUAUUCGUACCAGCUUCAGACAAGAAUGACAGAAGGAAUGAUACUUAUAAAGUCAGGACGUUUAUUGCACCAAUAUAUCGUAGACGCAUACACUGCAACGGAGCAAGAGAGGCUGCGGUUCGUUAUACUCAACCAAAAGAAAUUAAGAGCCGAUUUGUACAACAACAUUUGCGAUGCACUUGACAGAGGAGACACAGACGCAAAAAGUAUUGGCACAAGGGUUAUCUUACCCUCAUCAUUCACAGCUGGGCCACAGUAUAUGUCUGAGAAGUACCACGACGCCAUUGCCAUUUGCAGAUGGUUUGGUAACCCUCACCUAUUCAUCACAGUCACUGCUAACCCAAAUUGGGAUGAAAUAAGUGAACACCUGGAAAAAUAUGGUGGGGAAUCAGCAAACAGUAGGCCAGAUCUAGAAGUGAGAGCUUUCAAACUUCGGCUUGAUGAAUUGAUGCGAGAUUUCAAAGUAGGAACCUUCUUCCCAAUACCGGAAGCAGUUGUCUAUACCAUCGAGUUCCAAAAGCGAGGCCUCCCACACGCACACAUACUCUUAUGGUUUAGAGGUUUCACACAAGAAGCCACGCCAUCCAUCAUUGACCAUUACAUAUCAGCUGAGAUUCCUGACAGAGAAACAGACAGAGAAGGUUUUGAUUUAGUUCAGCGACAUAUGAUACACGGGCCUUGCGGUGAUAGUCGAAAAAGCUCACCGUGUAUGGAGAAGGGAAAGUGCACCAAGAAUUUCCCGAAACCAUUUGCACAAGAAACCAGCAUCGACAAGUCAUGA
Microthlaspi erraticum is the source of this 927-nucleotide messenger RNA. The record is from the annotation of a GenBank genome assembly. NCBI's taxonomy places the organism in Eukaryota, Viridiplantae, Streptophyta, Magnoliopsida, Brassicales, Brassicaceae.